AUGGACUCGACUGCACAAGUCCACGACUCAGUGACUAUCACUACCAGCAGUAGCAGCCAUAGCAGGAACAACGACAUUGAUCACGCCAUGGACAACGCUCCCAAGACAGGACGCAAGUCCUUCCAGUUCCGCGCCUUGGGCCGGAAAACGCUUUCUUAUCAACGUCGCCAAGUGUUUGUCAAUAUAUGCUGUAUUGGCCUGUGCCCCAUUCUGAUGGUCCUCAUUGCGGGUGCGAUGGGUAUCGGCAUCACCCACCUGAUCGACAACCUCGGCAACCCUGCAGACUACCUGCUGUGCUCAGAUGUCAAUGCAAUGACGCCCCAGGGUUUCCCCAUGGUCCCUACCACCAAAAAGCAAGUCGUCGACUUCCCUACCUCGCCUGGCUCUGAAAUCCCCAACGCUAAAAAGGAUGCAACCAUCAACCACGUCAAUUGGUACGUUAUCACUGGAUCCCUCGGAUUCGGAGCCGCCCCCACCAUCUCUGCCGACAGUUGUGUCUGGUGGUUCGAAAAGGACUACCCUUACUCGUCGCCCUAUGCCGUCAACCCCAACAUCACCACCCCCGGCGCCAACCUCGACAGCACCUACAAGCCCCAGCCUGUUGGCGGUUGGUUGGGCCCCGUAGAACUGGCUGUUCCUAUUGAUCUCACUUCCCAGCAAAUGUAUCCCAUGGUCCUCGCAGCCGACAACACCGGUGGUCAAAUGGGCACCCGUCCCAGGCAGCCUCAGGUCGACCCCAAGAGCGGCAACUUAACGGGAGACCCAUUCGGAACUGGACUUUUGGGCGCGAUGGAUACACGUUACUUCGCCAACAUUACAACGAACACCGCAACUGGAUUCCCAGCAGUUACCGGCUUCCAACCUGUGCCAUUCUACGAACAGAUCAAGGGAGUCGAUGCGGACGUUGAUGACGCGCUGACUGGUCAGAUCAGGGUACUCGUCGAUGGUUUGGCGCGUGUUGACAAGUCAGCGCUGCUCUCCAAAGAGCCAGACCCAGGGCAGUUGGUCCAGUACUAUUCGCAAAUUGGAGCUCUCGUUCAGAACAUGCCCAUCGGAGCCUUGAUCUUCAACGCCAUUGAUGCCGUCGCCAGAAAAUUCGAUUACACUCUGCAGAUUGGAACAGAUAUUCGUCUAGCCCAGGCUGCCAACUACCCCAACCGUGGUUUCCGUCUGAUGCAACAGCACACCGCUCUUUCCAACGCCAUCUUGAAAACAUCCACGACUGCCAAUGCUACCAGGAUCACCCACGGUUUCCGCGGCAUGCCCCAAUUGUUCUCCUCCAAAGCCGAGAUUCCCAUCGCCUCCAUGGUCGGGCGUAUCUUGUAUCCCUUUGGUGUUUCCUUCUUGCUGCCUAUUUUCGUCAUCACUCUCGUCAAAGAGAAGGAGGACCGCAUUCUUGUCAUGAUGCGCAUGAGUGGCCUCAAGUCGAUCACAUACUACAUUGCCCACUAUAUCCACUUUUACAUCCUCCACGUCAUCUCCUCGAUCAUGUUCGUCAUUGCAGGAAUUGCCUUCAGCAUGCCCUUCUUUACAAGGAUCGAGGCGGGUGUCUUUAUCCUCUUGUUCUUUCUCUGGGGUCACGUCCAAAUUGCUCUGGCCUUCUUCCUGUCUUGCUUCUUCAGCAAGUCGCGCACAGCCUUGGUUAUUGUGUUCUUGCUGGUUCUCUGCGGUGUCAUCGUCUCUCUUGCCACCGAGAGUAUCUUUAUGGAUGACCCAGCUCCUCUUGGAUACUUCGUCUGGCCCGCCUUUGCCUUCUACCGCGCUCUGUCGGUGAUGAACCGGUCGAGUUACGAUUCGAGCUACCAGCCCUACAAAAUGUCUGACCUCAAAGGAUCGGACGAGGUCCUCCAGGUCAUGAUUGCCUUGGUUAUUGCCACUUUUGUCUUCCUCGCUUUGGCCUUCUACCUGACCGAGGUUCUCCCCACUGAGUUUGGCGUCCGUCAACCCUGGCACUUUAUCUUCUCAGGCCCUUACAAGAAGUUGUUUGGCAAGAAGGAGGACAAGAAGAUUGCAGGUGACAUCGAGGGCCAGCGUCGCAAUGAUCGCACUGGAUCGCAGCGAGAGAUUGUUCAGGGAGAGAUCCCCUUGGAUCCUGAGGAGGUCCAGUUCGAGGAUGGAGAUGUCAAGCAGGAGCGUCUCCGUGUCCUCCAUGACGAAUUUGCUCCAGAUUCGCCCUUGGUCAUGAAGAACAUGCGCAAGAUCUAUCCCAGCAACGGCAAGCUUGCUGUUAAAAACGUUACAUUCGCCGUCGAAAAGGACACCAUCUUUGGUCUCUUGGGACCCAACGGUGCUGGAAAGACCUCGUUGAUCCACAUUUUGACUGGAUUGUACGAGCCGACCCAAGGAUGGGCCCGUUUGGCAGGCUAUGAGCUGGAUACCGAGAUCAAGGAUGUCUACCGCAACAUUGGCGUUUGCCCCCAGCACGAUAUUCUUUGGGACGAUCUGACUGUUGGCGAACAUCUCUACUUCUAUGCCCGUCUCAAGGGUAUUGUUGCUGCCGAUGAGCGCGCCGCUGUCUUGUCAUCACUGAACGCUGUUUCCUUGAUGCCAUUUGAGAACCGCUUGACCAAGGGACUUAGUGGUGGUGAGAAGCGCCGUUUGUCGAUCGCCAUUGCUCUGGUCGGUAACCCCGGUAUUGUCUUCUUGGAUGAGCCCACGACUGGACUCGAUAUUUCCGUCCGUCGUCUUAUCUGGGAUAUUAUCUCGCAUGCCAAGCAGGGACGUACCAUCAUUCUGACGACCCACUCGAUGGAGGAGGCCGAGAUUUUGUGCGCGCGCAUUGGUAUCAUGGCCAAGGGUACGUUGCGCUGCAUUGGAGGUCAGAUCCGCCUCAAGGAGCUGUAUGGUCGUGGCUUCAAGAUUACUUUUGCUUGCCGCCCCGAGAAUGUUGACCGUGCUUCGGCCUACAUUGCAUCGUUGCUGCCGUCGACGGCCAAGAGGCUCGAUGCCUUUGUGACCUCGGAGUCGUGGGAGUUUGAGACCAGCCCUGGGUUGAUCCAGCGGUUGUUUGAGGAUAUUGAGGCCCACAAGCACGAGCACGGCAUUGAUGACUGGGGCUUGAGCCAGACCACGCUGGAGGAGGUCUUCCUGAGGAUCAUCCAGGAUGCCGAUGCUGACGCCUAG
Linnemannia hyalina is the source of this 3123-nucleotide messenger RNA. The record is from the annotation of a GenBank genome assembly. Lineage: Eukaryota; Fungi; Mortierellomycota; Mortierellomycetes; Mortierellales; Mortierellaceae.